Messenger RNA from Penicillium antarcticum, 1635 nucleotides. Its product is annotated as putative choline transport protein. The record is from RefSeq and is a predicted model, not a curated record. Gene Ontology annotation, molecular function: transmembrane transporter activity. Gene Ontology annotation, biological process: amino acid transport; transmembrane transport. The coding region runs from base 1 to 1635 and encodes 544 amino acids. NCBI's taxonomy places the organism in Eukaryota, Fungi, Ascomycota, Eurotiomycetes, Eurotiales, Aspergillaceae. The transcript is spliced from 3 exons. Gene Ontology annotation, cellular component: membrane.
AUGGUGGUGAUCGCACGACAAAUCCCUCGGAAUAGCGAGAAGCCCACCAAGUCCGAUUCUGCUAUAGAUGAGGCUCGACUGGAGUCAGCACUUGGCCACAAGCAAGAAUUGGUUCGGAAUUUUGGAUUAUGGAGUUUGACCAGCUUGGGAAUUGUCAUUGCAAACUCCUGGGCUUCAACGGGAGGGACCAUUGUCGCAGCACUUCAAAAUGGUGGACCUAUGGCCGUUCUUUACGGGUUGAUUCUAGUUAGUGUCUUUUACACGGCGAUUUCAGCAUCGCUAGCCGAACUUGCUUCGUCAAUGCCCUCUGCCGGUGGUGUCUACUACUGGUCGUCUGUACUAAGUCGCAACCGGGGCAAAACAGCAGGCUUCUUUACGGGAUAUUUAAAUGCCUGCGCCUGGUUACUAUCCGCAUCUUCAAUGAGCUCAAUGCUAGGCAAUGAAGGAGUCGCCAUGUAUUUGCUCCAUCAUACAAGUGUGAAAUGGCAAGCUUGGCAAGUCUUCAUUGUGUUCCAGAUUGUUAAUUGGACCUGCUGUGCUAUUGUGUGCCUGGGGAACCGUUUCAUCCCUCUUCUCAAUCGCAUCGCCCUCACUCUGUCCAUGGUUGGACUUGUCACGACUGUGAUUGUUCUUGCGGUGAUGCCAAAGAAACACGCAAGCAGCCAGCAGGUGUGGGUCGAGUAUCACAACAAUACAGGCGGAUGGUCAGAUGGGGUUUGCUUCAUGACUGGACUGCUCAAUGCUGCAUUUGCAGUCGGAGUGCCCGACUGUAUCAGCCAUCUCUCCGAAGAGGUACCCAAGCCUGAGACCAAGGUUCCUCAAGGCAUUAUGCUACAAAUGCUCACAGCCUUCAUCACAUCUUUCGUCUACCUAAUCGCACUCUUCUACUCUAUCCAAGAUCUUGACGCAGUAUUCGCGAGCAACAUCGUAUCUUUCCCAACUGCCGAAAUCUACCGACAAGCAACCGGAUCCAACGGGGGUGCCAUCGGCCUGAUUGCUGUGCUAUUUCUCGCAACAUUCCCGACAUUAAUUGGCACUUUCGUGACAGGUGGCAGAAUGUGGUGGAGUCUAGCGCGCGACAAUGCGACACCGUUUUCAAGCUAUUUUGCCCACAUUCAUCCAACGCUAAACUGCCCGGUCCGUGCAACAGUCGCAAUGAGUGCACUUGUGACUUGCCUAGGAUGCAUAUACAUCGGUAGCACUACAGCGUUCCAGGCGCUAAUCUCGUCAUUCAUUGUACUCAGCUCACUCUCAUAUUUUGGCGCUAUCCUUCCGCAUGUCCUGUCUGGUCGUCGAAAUAUGGUUCCUGGGCCGUUUUAUAUGGGACAAAAUCUCGGCAUGGCGGUUAACAUUGUUUCUUUGGUGUACAUUUCUGUCACUGUUAUUUUCUUCUGCUUCCCCCUUGUGUUGCCUGCCACUAUCCAUAAUAUGAACUACACCAGUGUUAUUAUUGUUGGAUUGAUGGCUUUGACUGCUUUGUGGUGGCUAUUCCGUGGGAGACGUCAGUAUCAUGGUCCACAUUAUAGCUUUGAGGCUGCUGAGCGGUUGGCGGCGUUCCAGGAGGGCAAGGAGGGUCGUCGAUCUUUUAUUGAUGUUGUGGAUGGCUUGCCUGUUGGCUGCGUUGCGCAUGGCUGA